Molecule: messenger RNA, 1416 nt
Organism: Arachis stenosperma
Lineage: Eukaryota; Viridiplantae; Streptophyta; Magnoliopsida; Fabales; Fabaceae
Exons: 4
Coding region: 293-1150 (285 amino acids)
Source: RefSeq, a predicted model, not a curated record
AAUGCCCAUCAAACUAGGGUUUCACUUUCUCAGAAAAAUAAAAUUUUAUUUUCCCUCAUCCUUUUCAAUCUUACAGGGUGUCAUCUCUCUUUCACAAUCAAAUCUUGUUCCGGAUCAAAUCAUCGUCGUAAUCUUUCUGUUUAUACUUCUCCGAUAAUCUCAUUUCUGCAUUCUCCGGUCUUUACUGUUCGUGGCGGUGGCAUCGGCGUCGGACACCCAACGUGCAAAGGCUGUGCUGUUCUCUCGCGUGCUAGGCAGCUAACUGGCUCUAUCGUCCAAGAGUGCUGCACAGAUGGAUUUGGAGACUGAAAACAGAUUAGCUGCUAUGCUUAUGAGGGAAGCAGCUGAAUUGCGGCGACAGUCUGAACAGGAAGGUGUUCUGGCUUAUCUUCAUAAGCCUAAUGUAAGGACUCGGCCAAAUUCACGUUUCCUCACUGCUACUGUACGUGGGGUACAACAAGCAAAUCGAGCUGUGGAAGUGAAUGAGAUGUGGCGAGUGCGACAGAAAGAAUUGGAACUUGAUAAACAGGCUAAAGGCACCACGAAAGAUAAAAGCAGUGGUUACAAAAGCCACACGGAUCGUGACUCAUCAGGAAUCUCUAGAAGAUAUGCUACUUUUGAUAAUAGCUUGAAUGCCUCUUCUUCAUGUUCAAGUAAAAGAGAAUGGGAUAAGUGUGGAUCAAAAGAUAAAGGAAGUUCUGACAAACACUACAAGGAUAUUAGUAAUAGUAACCUAUCAAGAAGCAUGAGUAGACAUGGCAGUUUUCAAGAACCAGAGUAUAAUCCAGAACCAGAAGGUAUAAGGGAUGAAGAGAUGGAAGAGUUUCUUCAUACGAGGAAAAAGCGAGGCAGAGGUGGCAUCGGUCCCAGAAUGGAUGAGACUGGGCCUUACCUUCCGCCCCAUCCAGAUGGGGAAGCUAGUCCUACACCGGAUGCAAGGGAGCGCCGUCUUAUUUAUGGUCCUGAGAGGCUGUCAUCAGGGAAGUCGAAUGAAUCUUCAGAAGAGGAGCUUCACGAUAAAAGGCUGAAAAAGCGAAGAAAGUCUCGCUCUGGCAACUCAGACAAGGAGCACUCUAACUCUAAGAAGCACAGGUCCAAAGAAAAAUCAAAGCACAAGAAAAAGGAGAAAAGAAGAAAACACCGUCACUAAGAACUUUUGUGGAAUUUGAUAUUCACUUUAGGUAACUUCAGAAAAUUUGGAAAACUAACAUUUUUACUUUGUACAUAUAUUGCGUAAGAUCAGAAAUGUGGGUGGUAAAUUUAUCAUAUACAAGUUGAAUAGUAGUAAGCUAGGUAAAUGCAAUUUGGCAAAGCAUGGGUGAGAUUUAUGCCUACAAAAAGUUACAGCAACUUUUUGUUGCCGAACUAUUGACAAAUGAAAUUCAUGUAGAGAUUUGUGGAAAUUUCAUCUCAUGA